UUGUAAUUUUUAAUCAAUAAUAAUAAUUAAAUAGCUUUUGGUUUAUGACCAAGUAUAACGAUGAAUUCUAAUGCAAUCGUUAAAGUCCUAACAGAUCUAGUAGAAACUAAAGCUGAAGAUCUGAGUAUUGCGCGCCUGCAAUCCAUCCUGCAACCCGCUAAUGAAGAGCUGACUGUUCUGGGGUGCGACGAAGGCGAUCCCCUGUGGAAGUUAUCCGUGCAGUUUCUUCACAUUCAACACCGCUUCCUGACUAGCUGUUUAAUUCAGACACGCACUUCUAAUAACGGUGACGCAAUAGAGGAGGAGUUGAUUAAUCUUCCGGAACAGCAACUGUUCCUAAAGGCAGUGGAUCGAAUACGGCAGUUCACCGUCAACUUGUACCUUCCCAAGGAGUUGCGGGGGUUGACAAAAUGCGAUUUGAAGAUGAUGGUUCAACUUGAAGCUGACGAACACCGGGAAAGAUUGAAGUACUGCCUAGAGGCGUAUCGAAAGUUAUUCGAGUAUAAGGUUGUUGCUGUGCAAACGAAACUAGAACAUUGCAUUUUAGAAUAUAUUGCAGGAGUGUUCAGCUAUCAUUUCCUACUGGGAGAUUUCGGAUGUUUGAGAGAUAAUUUGCUAUACAAAGGCAUAGAAUUAUUUCCAACGGAGCAAGUUUUCAAAAGUUUAUUAGUUAUCAAAGGCGUUCCGAACCUACCGUUAGAAUUGGCAAAACAAAUCCAUUUGGAGCUGCUCAGAUUAACUGGAGAAUCAGGAGGAUUUCCUGUGCUAUGCAAAACACUGCUGGCGAAUGUCCCUUCGGACGAGACACCCACGUGGAAAAAAAGCGAAAUCAUUGCAAAGAUCUUGGCCAGUAAAGGUCACACUAAGAAAUUUUACCGACAGGUUCUUCACGAUAUAUUCCAGUUCUACGAAGCGUCGUUGUUUAGCAGCGAGCAGGAUAAUCUAUCCUUUGUGGGUACUUGUAUUGAGUGCCUGAGACAAAUGUACCUGCUUCCGUCUGCGUACCAGGAACUUCGAAUUACUAUAGAUGAAUAUUUUGUGGGGAGGUUUGAUCAACUGGCAGAACCGAAGGAAUUUUUGAGCGGAACAAUUCUGUUGGAACGUUCCCAGUUGAUGGCAGGGCUGUAUAUAAAUUAUAUGGCUUUCAGUGGAUCUUCAUGCACUUCUUUGAGCUCAUCGAUUCUGGUACGUUAUCUUAACGUUUUCCUUAAAUUAUAUUCUAUGCUGUCAGCAACGGCGGCAGAAGAAAGAAAAUAUCUACAAACGCUGAUCUUGUUUUGCCUAUCGAAUCGUGAGAAACCUGAACUUGAAUCAGUAUUGGAAGAGUUACUGCUUGGAAAUGAGAAUCCUGCUUACGUGACUAAAGAAUUUCAUCCAAGAAUCUACCUUAAAGCUGUAAAGGGAGCCGAAACUUAUUCGCUACAAAUUGGUCCAUCCAAAGAGGAAGAUGAAGAAAGUUUAGCGCCAACGUUGAUUGAAAUCCUCAAAGUGUCCAACAGAAAUAUUCUAAUAUAUGACGUAUUCAUAGUGCUUCUGAAGUUUUUUGAACGAAUAAGUGUGGGAACCAACGAGAAUUUGCUUCUAGAAGCAGCAGAACAGGAUGCUUCCAAGUGUAAAACAUUUUAUCAAAAGUACGUUAUCAUUCAAGCGCUAGUGGAACUAAUCAGUCACAAGCACUUCCAUAGUCAGCUGUAUGAAAAUCCCUCCGAUAUACUUGCGUUUAUUAAAUCGCUUCUGGUUAGGAGCAUCGAAGGAACAGAUGUUAAUGAGAGCUUACUAGAGGUGAUCCUCUCGAUAUUUCAAGAAUAUCUACAACGAUUGCAAACUCGAGAGGAUGUUCAGGAAAUUCUCAAGCUUCUAAAGCAGUUCAAAUCGUCUAGCUACUGCAGCGAUCAACUAAGAUCUCAAAUUGAACAAAUUUGUGAAGGAAGCAAGCCUAAGAAGGACUUUGAAUUGACCCCUUAUCAGAAUGCAGUUAGUUUGUGUUCCGAUAAGGAACCCUAUUGCAAAGUAUACGGUACAAUGCUGAUGAUCGGUUUGUUGAGGGAACGUGACCCGGAAACGCUUACUCAGAAGCAUGCGGUUCUCAUUUUGGCAUUAACAAACUUGAGAAAUGUGGAAAGUUAUGCAUUUUUGAACUCGGUUCGCUUGCUGGUAGCCUUGUGUGACGUUCUGGAAGCCGACACUAUUGAUGCUCUGAUCAGAGAGUAUCAAUGCGGCGAUAACAACGUGGACUUCCGAUUGAAAAUCGGCGAAGCAACUAUGAAGACGGUGGAAGCCAUCGGACCAAUUGCCUUCAAAUAUCGGGAACAGCUCAUCAAUUGUUUUCUUCGCGAGUGUAAGAAUCCGAUCGAUGAGUUCCGGUCAUCUAGUUUGGCGAACUUGGGUAACGUGUGCAAGAUUUUAUCCUAUCAGGUGCAUAAUUUCUUCUAUGAGAUGUUCCUGGUCAUCAAGUCCGCCAUCGAGACGGACUCCUAUCUCCCGGUUCGUCGAGCGGCCAUUCUUGUGCUUUCACGGCUCAUUGAGGGCAUCGAUAACCUGCUCGACUUCCAGGAUUAUCUGUUGGGGAUCUACCGCUUUCUCAAGUUCAUCAACGAAACCGAACAGGACGAUGUCACUCGAUUGCAAGCCGCCGUCGCUUUAGAUCAUCUUAAAGCCAAGACGAAAGACUUUCUCACCGCUGCCAACACAGCCCUCGCUGCAGGUCGUCUUGAAAAGGAGAUUCGGAUAUUUGGUAUUAAGGAACAGGAAGCAGAUGAACGUCGACGAAACAUACGGGGCAGUGAUAGCAUACUUACUAAGAUGUUAGACUAAAAAUGUUUAUUA
Ochlerotatus camptorhynchus is the source of this 2826-nucleotide messenger RNA. RefSeq names its product transport and golgi organization 6 (gene Tango6). The transcript is spliced from 4 exons. The record is from RefSeq and is a predicted model, not a curated record. The coding region runs from base 61 to 2814 and encodes 917 amino acids. NCBI's taxonomy places the organism in Eukaryota, Metazoa, Arthropoda, Insecta, Diptera, Culicidae. Gene Ontology annotation, biological process: protein secretion.